GCCCCCCCCCCGGGUGUAUGAAAAGCAGCUGCGCGGGGGCUCCGUCCCUCUAAACGCAGGCGAAGUCCAUUAAGCCGUCUUGCACCUUCCCGAGGCGUCGAUUCCGCUGCGUCCGGGACCCUCCGCUCGGUGGCGCUGCCAUGGUGAGUGGGCUCGUCGUCCUGGGGCGGGAGGGGGGCGGAAUGAAGGGGCUCCUAGGCGGGAAACGAAAGUGUGGGGAAGCGGGCGGAGCAAAGGGGCGAGAGGCGCGCGCGCGUCUCCGGGUCUGCAGCAUCAGCAUCAGCUGGAGGGAAAAAUGAGACUUUGUCCCCUGACAAAAGCUUUGAGUUUGCCAGGUGCUCAGUAGGUCAAGCGCCCCUCCUUACCUGUUGGGUUUCUGCCUGCCCUUGUGCUUGUCAGGGAUAUAAGGGACCAGUCCUAAGCGUAUAUAGACAGGCAAUAAUAAUAAUAAUAAUAAUAAUAAUUUUUUAUACCCCGUAGGGAUAGCCUCCUUCUUUCAUUGUCUUGGGCUUGGGGGGGGGGUGGCUUGUAGACUUUUUUAUUUUGGGGGGAAUAUUCUCAAGGUUGUUCCCCAGAGCUGUGGGGGGGGGGGAAUGGUAAGAUGGGUGUGAAGUGAGGACCAGUUUUAGACUUUAAAUGAUAACAACAAUAGUUUUAUUAUAAUGAAAAUUUAUUAUUUAUACCCCGCCCAUCUGGCUGGGUUUCCACAUGGGCGGCUCCCCACAGAAUUUCAAAAACACGAUAAAACGUCGAACGUUACAAACUUCCCUAAGCAGGGCUGCCUUCAGAUGUCUUCUAAAAGUCAGAUAAUUGUUUUAUUUAUACCCCACCCAUCUGAACGGGUUGACCCAGCCGCUCUGGGCGGCUUCCAGCACAUUUGAAAGCACAAUAAGAAGUCAGACAUUGAAAACUUCCUGAAACAGGGCUGCCUUCGGAUGUCUUCUAAAAGAUGUGUAGUUCUUUAUCUCCUUGGCAUCUGAUGGGAGGGCGUUCACCCUUCUGCAUGCAGGUCACCCAGACCACUUCUGUAUGGGCUGGGGCGAGUCCGGGAGGCAUAUUGUCAGAAAUACGUUUUUCAAUAUGCCACACUUUUCCUGGCAGUGGCUGAUGUGUGGCAACACUCUACAGGGGCAUGGAGCAUUUCCCCAAGUACUUUUGAUUUGUUUUCUGGCAUAAGCUACAGCAUGAGCCUCAUUUUAGGGGAAAAGGAAGGUAGAGGGAGAUGGGCCUGGGCAGUGGAUGACAGACACUUGUGGAAGUUAACUUCUGGGGGACAGGUCUCUGAGCAUAGGAAGAGAGCCCUGCAUUUGUCGCGUGGCUUUAAAAUUCACCUGUGCAGGGUGCGUUUUGCAAGGACGAUAAGGCAUCCCUUUUCAGACAGAUUUAUGGCCAGUGUGGGGGCCUUUGUCAGGUUUGCAACCAUUAUGAAUGACAGAGCUGGAUACGGAAUAUACAACUGAUUUUGUAAGAGACUUUGUCAGCCUCAGAUGCAAGCUACAUGGAGAUUGGUUUCUCCUGGUGACGGACAUAUGUUCACUUAAACUCUCUUCGGUUUCACAAAACUCUUCAUGGAGCAUGGUGGAGAAUGCCAACUCAACUUAAGGAAAAGAAAACAUCAGUUUGCAAGAGAAAACGUCAGUUUACAUGGGUUGUUCCUCCUCGAUUUAGUUGGAGUUGUAUUCUGUUGCUUCACAGGUGGGGUGUAAUUUUACACUACAGCUGAUGCUUUUGGGGGGGUUUGUUUAGGGGGAAGUUUACUAUUUUUUCAAAAAGUAAAGUUGGAAAUACCCUGUGAGUAGUGGUGAAAAUGCUCUAAAAUAUGAGGAGGGGUGAGGAGAGCAUACUUAUCCCCACCAAAGUUUGAGAUCCCCUGCAAAGUAUGAGAUUUUAAACUUUUUUUCUCUCUCUCUUUUUUGCAUCAGCACCUAAUGUUUAUGAGGAAGGUACAUGCCCUUCUUGGCUGCCUAGGCUGUCAUUCACUAUUUACAAGCAUCUCCUCCAAGUUGUUGGUGCAACCCCUUGAACCAGCUUUCCACACCCCAUUUGUUCUCCCUUCUUCAUUCGACAGCAAAUGCCAUUUUGCAUGAGGAAUGCUAACUUUUUUGCAGCCUUUCCGAGAACGCUAUGCACUUGCUUGGCUUAUAUUGGGCACGCAGGAGGCAAGAGAGUUCUGCGACACUUCCUUUCCACCUGUAAAACCCUGGGGGAACAGGAAGAAAUUUGAGAUAUUUUUAGAGAAGCAGUUUGCUUGGAAACAAAACUAGGGUGCUUUCCCUCACCAACGAGCAACUCAUUAAACAAAAUUAUUUUCAGGGUGGGUUUUUUUUUGGUGUACAUCUGGAACCAAACUCUUUCACUGACAUAGCCUAGUUUUAAAAAACUCUACCCCUCCUUAUUUGUUGAAAAACCAGUGCAUUUUUAUAUUGUUUCAAAACAAUAAAACAGCAAUUUACAGCUAAAGAAAUUGGGGGGGGGGGAGCAUUUGCUCUAUAUUUAGGCUUAUGACGAAGCUUUGUUUUCUUGUUUUUAUCUAAAGCACACAAACAGCUGGAUUAGAAAAUCUCUCUCUCUGUCUCUCUCUCGGCACAUGCUCAGAACAGUUUAUUGUUCCAUGAGUUUUUUCAAAUUUGGGUGCAGGUACCCUGAGAAGUCAUCAGUGUUCUUAGAAGCUCUGGGUUUGCUCUAAAAACCUACCACUUACUGCUUUCAUUUUUUUAAAAAAAAUGUUCAGAUCUGUUUGUUUAGAAAAUUAUUGCAAACCUUUUCUUUCUCCACUCAAUCCCACUUCAUUCUGCUUGCAUAUUUGUGGUCACUGAACGUGCCAAUAGUAUUUUAGGCAAAUGCAAGACAGAUAAACAUUCUGCAUUCCAAACUGGUCCCAGAAGAAGAAACAGCCUGUUAUGGGUUGUAGCGCUACAGAGUCCAAUUUAGUUUUCCAUUUUGGUGAAAGAAAAAGAGUGCCUACUUUUUAUCACAUUCCUUCUUGAUUGGACUAUAGGUUAUCCUGAACCAAGCACAUUGACCAAUCUGAUGGCAGGUGCACUUUUACCGAAUUUAAAUGCAGGGCAAUUUCAGUUUUACAACCUAAAUAAAGUAUUUACUUCUUAAUGUGACACGAUUUUAAAUUACAUGCCCACAGGGAAGCUGAUCAGCGUUGUUUCCAUGUUCUGUUCUGAGCAUGCCUUUUGAUUGGAGGAAGCCCAGAGCAUGAGUCAUGUGAGGAUGGGUCAUUCUGGUGCAUCUCCGUAUUAAGGCACUGAAUGCUCCUAUUGUCUGCAAGGCAGAGAUGGGGCAGAAUUGUCUGUCCCUCUGUAGAGGCUGAUUGGAAGGAGGCAAAUCCAGACCAGUGACUCAUACAGAGACACAUCAGGCAGCUUCUGCUCAAGGCAGACAAUUCCACUGUAUCACUCCAUUGGGAAUGACUGAUCCAAUCACACUUGGUGCAGAGGCGAGGCCAGAGUAGCAACUCACACCAGACACACACACACACACACACACACACACACGAUCCUGUGUGGAACUGCCAGCUUAGAGGCAGCCAUUACAUUGUUUUAAAGAAUAAAAACAGCAUAUGGUGGCACAGAUUACUCCAGUCCUGUAAAAUUCAGGAGUCAGCAAACUUUUUCAGCAGGGGGCUGGUCCACUGUCCCUCAGACCUUGUGGAGAGGCUGGACUAUAUUUUGAAAAGCAAAAAAAGAAUGAAUUCCUGUGCCCCACAAAUAGCCUAGAGAUGCAUUUUAAAUAAAAGGACACAUUCUACUCAUGUAACACACUGAUUCCCGGACAGUCUGCGGGCCAGAUUUAGAAGGCGAUUGGGCCAGAUCCAGCCCCCGGGCCUUAGUUUGCCUACCCAUACUGUAAAUAAAUGGCUUCCCCUCCUGUUUGGCAGGGUGAGACUCUUGCCACAGGCGGCAGAUCUGAACCCAAGGUGUGUGCCAUGCUUGCCAUGCCUGUGGUGGUGUGAGUACAGGAGGGGCAAGGGCAUGGAACUGUGGUGAGAUGGCAGCAGUAGCAGGGGGCGAUAGGGCAUUGUGCUUCAAGUGGCAAAAUGCCCUGGGCUGGCCCUGUGGCUUAGGGAUGGGUCUUAGGUGCCACAGGUGACCAAAUGUGGCUAUAUACAAAUAUAGGGCGAAUAUGGAGAAAUGUGCCUAGAGAAGACCUUGUUGACAGAUUAAGAACCAUCAGAUCUCUGGCUCCCGAUAGUACCAACCCAAGAGGUUUUAAGAAACAAAUAAGAUGUUGCUGAUCUUUUAAGAAAAACAUGCAACCUCUCCUGAAAAUCAGCCUCUAUAGCUGAAGGCUGCAAAGUAACUAAUGCAAGACUAUUUUCUUAAAAAAGGCAUCUGGGAAAUUACAGGCCAGCUAGCAGAAAGCGUGAUUAAGGAUAGAAUUGCCAAGUGUAUAGAACAAGCCUUACUGAAGCAGAACCAGCAUAGCUUUCUAUCUAAUCUUUUAGAUUAAUUUGAGAAUGCCAGUAAGCAUAUGGAUAGGUGUGAUCUAGCAGACAAUGUGCGUUUUGACUUUCAGAAAGCUUUCAGUAAAGUUCUUCGCCUAGAGGCCAAGGGCCCAGUCCUGGGGGGCACAAAAAUCACCUAUCAGACUAUGGGAUUUUGACGUAUGCUGUUAUGGUGAGAUCAAACACAGAAGAAGCUUCCUGUCCUUCUCACACCGUGGCACAAAGGCAUGUGGUAAAGCGAUUUUUCCUCUUGGGGAGUGCUGCAAGGGACCCUAUGUACACCUCUGCCUUCACCAAAGACUCCAGAGUCAGUGUAGCAGUCAUGGAAGAAGAGGAGAGAUCCUUUUGUAGAUCAGUAACUGGUUAAAGUUUAGGACGCAGAGAGUAGGGGUACAUGGAUGGUCCUCUCAAGGGAGGGCUCUAAGAUGUGGGGUCCCCCUAUCACUGGUAUCGGUACCUGUGCUUCUUAUCUUGUUCAUAAACAAUUUGGACCGAUGGGUGAAACAUUACAUAGCCGAGCUUGCGGAUGGCACCAAAUCGUUCAGGGUGGUAAGAAUAAAAAGAAGAUUCUGACGAGCCUAAAAUGAGUAUCUCCAAACUGGGUGGAUGGGUGUUAAAAUGGCAGAUGUGAGUCGACGUAAGCAAGUGUAAGGUAAAGGUAAAGGGAGCCCUGACCAUUAGGUCUAGUCGUGGCCGACUCUGGGGUUGCGGCACUCAUCUCGCUUUAUUGGCCAAGGGAGCCGGAGUACAGCUUCCGGGUCAUGUGGCCACCAUGACUAAGCCGCUUCUGGCGAACUAGAGCAGCGCACGGAAACGCCGUUUACCUUCCCACCGGAGCAGUACCUAUUUAUCUACUUGCACUUUGAUGUGCUUUCGAACUGCUAGGUUGGCAGGAGCUGGGACAGAGCAACGGGAGCUUACUCCGCCGCGGGGAUUCGAACCGCCGACCUUCCGAUCAGCAAGCUCUAGCCUCUGUGGUUUAACACAGAGCAAGUGUAAAGAGGGCAAUAAAUGGGGCAAUAAAUCCUGACUUCACAUAUACAUUGACGGGGUCUGAACUGACUCAUCUUGGAGUCACUGCACAUUUUUAUCGAGCUGUGAAAUACUGUGCACUACCUCCAUCCAGUCUUGGAGGCUGUUGCCCAGGUGCGGAAGUAGGGAGAGAGCUAUUGUGUUUGUGUUCUGCUUUUGGGGGAGCUUUUCAUCCUUGAGAAAAGGGUGCUGGAUUAGAGGGGAGGUAGGUUCGAUCACAUUUUAAAAAGGCUUGCUGGUGGAUCAUGCGUGAACAGGAGUCAACCAGUAACCAAAAAUGAAAAACACAUCACUCAGCAAUUGGCAAAAGUAGAAAGCAAUCUUGUGACAACUUGUAAGAAGAAACUAGCAUCCAACUUUCCAUUUGAUGUUCGCAGUUUUCAUUUGGCACAGAAUGAAGAGCUUGAAGUCUUCUUCUCAGUGCACUUUUUCCUCACACAGAAGUGUCGUAGACCAUUUCGGCUCCUGGUGCCUUUUUCUGUUGUUUCCCUUAUUUCGCUGCAGCUUUUCAAUCUCGGUUCACCUUGAAUACUGUGAGUAGCAGUUUGUACUGUAGACCCUUCAGUGGAAUGUGGAAAAUGUGUUGUGUAGGAGGUAUCUCUAGUAGUUACUUAUGAUCCAGCUGUUUCUUAGAGGGUUUGUAGGAGCAGGCUUCAAUUAAUUUGGACGUCUCUUUGGUAAGUUUUAUUCACUGAAAUCAGCUACACUUAAAUUAGUUGUGUGUCCCAUUUAUUUUAGUUGCAUGGACUUCAGUGGGCUUUCCAACAAGGAUUGCUAGAUAUGAAUCCAGGCCGUUGUAUAUUAUUAUAUGUACACAGCAUUGGGUUUGAUCGUAGAGAAGGUGCUUAAAAAAUUUAUACCGUUAAAACGAUACUGAUUUGUAAUGCAGGGACUUAUAAGGCAGUGGUUUUGGCUUGUAUGACAGCGCAGGGCCAUUGCAUUGCAGUCGUCGUCGUCUUCUUUUUGCAUUGCAGGACUGGGAACUUGGGUUCCCAACAAAUAUGACAAUUAUCUGCAGUCUGUAAUGUAAAGGUUGUGGGGGCUGGGGGAGCUAGCUAAGCAGCUGUGCCCUCCUUGCUAUUUGGUCCCUCCCUUAUUGCUUGUCGGUGUGGUGCGGUACAGGGAAGGAAAGUGAGGAGGGGGCCUGUUUUGUGCAGAAUGGGACAAAUUGUUCCGCACUGGAAAACCAUCCAAGUUCUCCUCUUUAGACUGGCUUGUGUGGUACCAUUGUCCUUGCCUCCUCCCCCUCAUUUUUAACACAAGCAUUUAUUAUUUCAGUUUCACUUGCAAAACAAUUGGUGCUCACAGUGUAUGCCCUCCCACCCACAAUUAUUGUUUUGUUUUGUCUUCUGUGUGUGUUUUUUUAAGCCAUUGUUAACCGCUGUUCCCCAGGCAGCUGUUUUUGUCAAAAUAGUGCAAUAGCUACUCAAACGCCCUUGUAUUGACCAAACACAGGCAGCAUCUUCAAUGUGUCUUGAAACUGGACACAGGAACAGAGAUGGCUUUUCUUUUCCCCUCACAUUGUAAUACGAGUCUUAGUCGACUUGUGCCGCUUGGUCUUCCCUGCUUCUGAGUCAACAAAAGUAGUGAAUGGUUUAUCCCUUUGGCUGUAAUAACUACUUUGAUAGUCAUUAAGGCGUCACAGAUGCCUUGUUUAUCUUCAAGGAUCUGGGAGACAUGUAGUUAUAGAAUUGCUGAGCUGGAAGGGACCUCUAAGGGUCAUCUAGUCCAACCCCCUACAAUGCAGGAAUAUCAACUCACACAUCCAUGAGAGAUGGCCAUCCAACCUCUGCAUAAAAACCUCCAAGAAAGGAGAGUCCGCAGCCUCCUAAGGGAGACUGUUCCACUGCCUGACAGCUGUCUUACUGUCCUUCUUGAUGUUUAGUCAGAAUCUCCUUUCUCAUAACUUGAAUCCAUUGGCUCAAUUCUUGCCCUCCAGAGCAGGAGAAGACCACAUUGCUCCAUCUUCCAUGUGACAUCCCUUUAGACACUUGAAGAUGGCUAUCCUGUCUCCUCUGUCGCCUCUUUUCCAGGCUAAACGUACCAAACUCCCUCAACUGUUCCUUAUUAGGCUUGUUUUCCAGACACUUGAUCAUCUUGGUCUUCCUCCUCUGUACACGUUCCAGCUUGCCAAUACAGUGGUACCUUGGGUUACAGACUCCGCUAACCCAGAAAUAGUAUCUCAGGUUAAGAACUUUGCUUCAGGAUGAGAACAGAAAUUGCGUGGCGGUGGCAGCGGGAGGCCCCAUUAGCUAAAGUGGUACCUCAGGUUAAGAACAGUUUCAGGUUAAGAACGGAUCUCCAGAACAAAUUAAGUUCUUAACCCGAGGUACCACUGUAUCCUUCUUUAAUUGUGGCACCCAGAACUGGACACAGUAUUCCAGGUGUGGUCUGACUGAGGUAGAAUAGAGCGGUACUAUUAAUUCCCUUGAUCGAGACACUAUAUUUCUACUGAUGCAGCCUAGAAUAGCAUUAGCUUUUGUGCUGUUGCUGCAUCACACUGUUUACUCAUGUUAAGCUUGUGGUCUGCUAAGGCCCCUAGAUCCUUAAAUUGCAAUCUCAACCCCCUGAUAAAGGCUUCUAAAAGCUUGCUUUGGUGGUUGUGAAACAACUGUGUGUAAUGUCUCUGAAAUUCAGAAGAGCAGGAGUGCCUUCCAGGUGUUGCUGUUGCAGUAUCACUCCCAUCAUCCCUGGCCAUCAGCCAUCUUGGCUGGGACCAGUGGGGACUGGAUAUCGGACAUCUGGGAGCGUCAGGUUGGCUACUCCUUCUUGCUAACAGCAGCACCCAACUUCUAACAGCUUAAGACUCACUCUACCUCUUUCCAUCUCUCUUCAUCCUGCAUCUUCUCUCAAACUCUGCACCCAGCUUGUGGGUUACCACCUUUGUUUUCUGCUUCCGUCGCCCAUGGCAGAACCGGCCCCGUGGCAUUUUUGCUGCCCGAGGCUGAACAUCAACCAUCACUGCACCCCGCCAAGUCAUAGCCUAUUAGCCAAGUUAUUUUAGUACCUGAGCCAGAAAAAUCCCACAAGUGCCUCUCCCUAGGAAUUCCAAGACAGUAAUAACCAAUUAAGUAACAAUGUGUUGUCUGAGGCAGCUGCCUCCCUCUGCCUAAAGGUAGAGACUGGCUCUGCCAAGGACUCGGCACACCUGGGGAAGCCUGUUUUGUUUGUUUUUUUGCUAAAGCCGGCUGCUUCUGCAAAUUCUCUUUGAGCCAUGAUCUUUCUCUCUGGUCAGGCCCACACCUUUUGCUCCUCUGCCCUCUCUCGUCGGAUUUUUGCCUGCUCUGCUCAUUUAGCUUAGGGACGUGGGUGGCGCUGUGGGUUAAACCACAGAGCCUAGGGCUUGCCAAUCAGAAGGUCGGCGGUUCAAAUCCCCGCAACAGGGUGAGCUCCCGUUGCUCGGUCCCUGCUCCUGCCAACCUAGCAGUUUGAAAGCACGUCAAAGUGCAAGUAGAUAAAUAGGUACCGCUCCAGCGGGAAGGUAAACGGCGUUUCCAUGUGUUGCUCUGGUUCGCCAGCAGCGGCUUGGUCAUGCUGGCCACAUGACCCGGAAGCUGUACGCUGGCUCUCUCAGCCAAUAAAGCGAGAUGAGCGCCGCAACCCCAGAGUCGGCCAUGACUGGACCUAAUGGUCAGGGCUCCCUUUACCUUUACCUUAAGCAUCAAAAUUCUGCACCGAGAAAAGCUGAACUUGGCAGGUUACACACUGCACACACUGAGAAAUGUUCUUAUUCUGCUUAUUGCAGGAAGGGGGUAAAGAGGGCUGUGUGUAGGGUAGGACUUUCACUACCAUUCAGCCCCGUUUUGAGUUUGGCCAUUUCACCAGGCUUCACAGUGGGAAACUGAAGACCGCGGUUUUUUAAAAAAUGGCCAAUGUUUGCACAGAAUCUGCCCAACUCUGCUGGUACUGUGGUCUAUCUUCUCAGGGGUUCCUCUCCCUUCUUCCAGCCUUUGCACCACCUCAAUACAUUUGUCACACAGCACCAGUCAUAAGAUAGGGACGUCAGUGGUGCUGUGGUCUAAACCACAGAGACUAGGGCUUGCCAAUCAGAAAGUCAACAGUUCGAAUCCCCGCGAUGGGGUGAGCUCCCGUUGCUCGGGCCCUGCUCCUGCCAACCUAGCAGUUCAAAAGCAUGUCAAAGUGCAAGUAGAUAAAUAGGUACCACUCCAGCAGGAAGGUAAACGGCAUUUCCGUGCACUGCUCUGGUUCACCAGAAGCGGCUUAGUCAUGCUGGCCACAUGACCUAGAAGCUGUACGCCGGCUCCCUCGGCCAAUAAAGUGAGAUGAGCGCCGCAACCCCAGAGUCGGCCACGACUGGACCUAAUGGUCAGGGGUCCCUUUACCUUACCAGUCAUAAGUCCUUGCCUUCACACCAAAGUAUCUCUUUGGGGAAGAAAAAGAGAGAGGUUGUGUGUUAAUGGUCACACUUGAGAGAGCCAGCUCUUCUCUCGCUUCCUCUGCUGCUUGUGGGGACAGCGAGUAUUUUGCAUCUUCAGUUUCAUGCCAUUUUUCGUUUGUUUUAAGCUUCUGAAGAAGGAAACUUUGAAACGGCAUGCCCUCUGCCACAGCUGAUGCUUCUGGGUGGGAGAGCCUGAAUUGCUUGUGCUUGCAUGCGUGUAUUGAUCGAGGGAGGGAGAAAGCGGGUUACCUCGUAAACUGGAUCAGGCCAAAGGCCCAUCUUCCUUUUGCCCAUCCAGAUGCCCAUGGGAAGCCCAGAAGCAGGGCUUUCCCUACCUGCGAUCCCAGUCAGCUGGUAUGCAGAACCAUACUUCUUCUGACACUGGAGGGGAGAACGCAGCCAAUGUGGGUGAUCGCCACCGAUAUCCUCCACAAACUUGUUGAGCAAUCACUUCCUGUUGUGGGAACCAAUUCCCUAGUUCAGGGUUUCCCAAACUUGGGUCUCCAGCUGUCGUUGGACUGCAACUCCCACCAUCCCUAGCUAGCAGGACCAGUGGUCAGGGAUGCUGGGAACUGUAGUCCAAAAACAGCUCAUUUCUCCAUCUUGCUUUACUGGCAGGAGGCAGGGAAACACUGAACAUGCAACGCACCAUUUUCAUGGUUUGUUACUAGGGAAGAUUUUGGCAGCCAUACAGCCCACCCCCUGGUAAAAGCCACUUAGGCCGCAAGACGAUAUGGGGCUGAUCAGAACUUGGAUGCAAGGUGCUCUCUAGAGGAAGAUUAGUACAUAAAUUAAAGGUAUUUGUGGCAUGAGGUUCUGUAGGCCUCAAGAAACGUUCGUCUUCAAAAGGUGCCAUAGGGUGUGUGGUUCCCUCCCCCCCUUUUCCCCUACAGCAGAUUAACAGGGCUGCUGCUUCUGGAAUGCACCAUGUUCUUAGCUGACAUAAUAGCAUCAUUUAAAAGCCAUCACUGGGCCAUUUGUGCCCAUCUGAAUAGCCCAGCAGCAGCAGCAGCAACAAAAACAAAAAUCCCCUCUCUGGUUCAGACUGAAAACAGUGGCCCUAUUAUUGAGGGCCCAAAGAUGGUAUCUCUCUCUGGAAUGUUCCGGCUGAACUGCGCACAACUAUUCCUUUUCUUUCCCUUCCCUUCCAGAACAAAGGCUUCGGCCGGAAGAGCCACACGUUCCUGCCCAAGAUAUUUAGGAAAAUGUCUUCCCAGCCCAAGGAGCGCCCCGAGAGCUUGCAAUUCCCUUUCCUGGACGACAACGACACCAUCGCCACCAUCCGGGAGUCGAAGACGUUGUUCAUUCUGCGGGGCCUGCCCGGCAGCGGGAAGUCCACUUUGGCGCAGGCCAUCCACGACAAGUACAAAGAUGCUUGCAAGGUCAUCUCCGCUGACAACUACAAAAUCCAGCCUGCUGUCCGGAGCGCCAUUCCCGACGACUACAGCAAGGUCGACGAGGACCUAGGCGACUACUGCAAGCGUGACAUCAGCGUGCUGGUGGUCGACGACACCCACCAUGAGAGGGAGCGCCUGGAUCAGAUCUUCGACAUCGCCGACACCUUCCGCUACCAGGUCAUCAUCGUGGAGCCCAAGACGACGUGGAAAAUGGAUUGCUUGCAGCUGAAGGAUAAGAACCAGUGGAAACUCUCGGCAGACGAGCUCAAGAAGCUGAAGCCCAGUUUGGAAAAGGAUUUCCUUCCCUUGUAUUAUGGGUGGUUUUUGAGCAAAAGGAGCUCAGAGAACUUGCGGAAGACCGGGCAGGCAUUUUUGGACGAGCUUGCCAGUAUCAAAGUCUUCAGAAAGGAAGCUAAGCACUGUGGGUCCCCCCAAAACAUGUUUGGCUUUUGUGUCAGAUUUGCCUUCUACUAACUAACCCACGAGACCUGGCUUUCUACUAGUUGAGCAUAAGAUAAGCAAUUUCUAUCUAGCUCCCAUGUUGUUUCCUUUGAGGUUAAUUGAUGGUACCCUAUACCUGUUCAGCAAACUCUCUCUUUUUUAAGAUAUCCAAGUUUCCAGUUGUCCUGUUGACGAGAAAGCUCAUUACCCAUUUGUGCCGCACCCUGUUGAAUCCAAUAAUUACUGAAUCAUUUGGGGAAACAAAAGGAAUUAUGCAGAAUCAAUACUCUGUUAAUUCUGAGUGAAUAUUGUUAAGGGAGACACUGGUGCAGAACCCACAAGUUCACCCUUCGAGAAUGUUCUGUGUGCUGCAGGUUUGGGGAACUUGUGCAGUCCUCUUGAAGUUGCUAGAGCUCAACUCCCAUCAUCCCUAGCCCUUGGCCAUGCUGACUGCGGCUGAUGGGAGUUGUAGUCCAACAAUAUCUGUAGGAGCAAACAUUCCUCACUCUUGCUGUGAACGAAAGGGUUCUGUUCUAACAUCUAAAGCACUUAGAUGUUGUGGGCCACUGCCUAAUCCUGCCCAUGUUCCCUGAGCUCCUGCCUCCAAAUAUGCACCCAUGUUACCAAUAAGACCAGCCCCUCUUCCCCAUCCUACAAUAGCAGCAGCCUCCCAAUGGCUGCAGGGACCCCCAGUCCAUCUUCGUUAAAGACGCUGCCAAGAAAUCAGCCCCCAUUGGGGAGUAGCAGGGGAUCUCCUUCCCGCCUCUCCUUCGCUUCAGCAGUUCUGUUUUGAGGCGUCUCAGUGUUCUCCAAUGUUUGGUUUCGGGAGGCUGUGCAGAAAGCUGCUCACGUUCACUCCUGGAUCAAAUCUAUAGGCAGGCUGUGGGUGUUACGAGCCAGAAACAAGCUUUAGGUUGCACUAUGGAAUAUCAAGUCCCAAUUAUCUUUUUUUGCAUUGUAUAUCCCAAAAUAAGUUAGUUCUGCCCUAGGGAAAGCCACCGCACUGUGCUAGAAUGAAUCCUCUAGCAUCCUCCCUCCACCUCUGUGCCAGAGUAGUGGAAAAUUUAUGGCACAAGCUGGGACCAAGGAGAGCUGCCACUGUCACCACCACCAGCUGUAGAAGUGCCAUGCUGGGCACCUGCAUGGUCAUAGACUCCUAGAAUUGUAGAGUUGGAAGGGACCCCAUGGGUCAUCAGGUCUUAAGCCCCUGCAAUGCAGGAAUCUCAACUGAAGCAUCCCUGGCACAUGGCCACCCAACCUCUGCUUAAAAAGCUCCAAUGGAGGAGAGUCCACCACAAAAGUCUACAAAAGAACCAGAGUGCUCGUCGCAAGGACUAUGCAGCUCAUCCACACUGCCUUCCCUGUGCAGGGCUUAUGACACUCUGGUGCUUGCCAACCUAGUAGCAAAGUAGGAUCUUACGAACAGGAUUGGGUGGGGCCUCCUGGCUUGGAAGAACUUGGCUUUCUAGCUUGAUGGCAGAAACAGAAGCCCUGUCCAAAGCCUGACAUGUCUGGACCCUUGGCUACAUAACACCCCACCCCAUUGUGGACCAAGAGCAGGUGAAUUGCGCAACCUGUGCCUGUAGGUUAGGUAACUUUUCCCAUGUGCAUAACUUGUACAUGAUGCACAGAUUCUGCUACUCGCAUGGAGGGCAGAGCAGCUCUUCAGCACCACCUGAGUUUGGACCACUGACAAAUCCAUGUUCUCUCCCAGCAAAUCUUUUGUGGUUUUGGGCAGCCAUUGCCCCAUUUGCUUUCAAAACAUAGAGUCUCUCAGGUGGGGUAGGGAGGCAGGCCCUUUGGACCACAGAACCACGCAAAAUGGAUGGGUUGAGGCUCUUUAGUGAUUCUUACUUCCUUUUGUUUAAUGAAAGCCAAUAUUUCAUGGAUGUUAAAUGCUAUGUUUUUUCCCCUGUGUGCGCAUGGGAUGUUUCAACAUAUGUGCCACACAGCCCUACCCAAAAGGGAAUAUUUCCCAUCCAUUAGCCACCCUCUAUUUCCAGGAACAGGGCACCUUUAAAUGUGCCACAACUGGCAAGUCAUCUUAAAGAUGUUCCCCAGUUACUGGCAUCAAAUUGCCCCUAAUGAAGCCAACCCAGCUUGGUGGAAUGCACUCUCCAAGUUUACCACCGCAUUCCUAAGCUAAGCUGCAGCAACACUUGCAGUUAGAAAGUUAGCACCCACAUCUUGGUUAAAUCUUACGAAUGUCGUUUCUGCAUCUACGCAGUGCCCUUGCCGUACUAACACAUUCAGUCUGCUUUCCAUUUGGAUCCCUAAGAAAUGAUAAAAUGAUUUGGACAAUGCUACUUAAGGAGAUAGCCUGCAUUGGCAAGGCUACCAAGACUCCACGUGCCACAGAUUCCUUGGCUAGCAGGCUGCAUCCCUUGUUCUCCUCCUCCAUUGUAACGUCUCUGGAAUUACAAACACUGCAAUACAACAUAGCCAGCUAGCAGGUGUCUUCACCCCUACAAAUGGCAGCCCAUGAAGCUUGAUCGGGGUGGAGAACCGUUGACCUUCCAGAUGUUCUCAGGCUCCUAACUCCCAAGAGCCCCAGCCAGCAGGGCCCAUGAUCAGGGAUGAUGGGGAAUUGAAAGUCUGAUAUUAUCUGGGGGUGGUGAGUGGGGAGCACAGCUUCCCACCCCUCUUCUAAACAUUAUCCAGGGGGCAGAUGGUGUAAGCUGCUGCUUUUGUCAACAGCCACACUGCUCCUGCGAAUGUGCACUUACGGCCAAAAAUGCUCAUCCAUGCUGAACUGUUUGAAGUUGACCCCUUCCACAGUUGUGUCCCCACUGCAUAUUAAUUCUUUAUUGCAUUACCAAGACUUAGCAAGGGCUGUGCUUAAACACUUUAGGCACCUGGCCUCCAAGCAGUGAUUAAAAACUGCGAGAAAUUUAACAUAACUAGACAGCUGCAGUUUUCUUUUUCAAAAAAUUAAAUUUAUAUUAAAUUUUACAAAAAUGUGUACGUUGCAUGUGUAUAGUGUAUAGUCUUAAUCAAAUGCCAGUAUCUGGUUUCAGUAUAUUACCUGGUCUAUGGAAGUUCUAAAAAUUAGCAAAGGGAGAGCCAGAUCUUGUUAAUGCCCACUCUUUUCCAGCUUUAAACUAACCCUGCACAUUGUCCUAAGUAAAAGAAUAAUAAUACCGUAUUGGCCUGAAUAUAAGCCUCACUUUUUUCUCUCCAAAUUUUGAUGCUGAAAAGUUAAAGUGCGGCUUAAAUUUGUGACCUUCGAAAAAUGGCUUUUAUGAUAUCGCUGCUGAAACAGACAUACGGUAAAACAGAAUGGGUGUGAGUGUCUGCGGAAUUUUAAGGGAGUGGCUUAUAUGCGCGUAUUGUCUUUUCCCCCAUUGAAUUUUCAAGGUGUGGCUUAUUUCCGGGUGCAGCUUAUAUUCGGGCCAAUACGGUAGUGAUAAUUGGGAUGGGAAAAGCAAGUGGGAAGAAAUAACAAAAUCAGUUUGCAAGACUCAUUAUUUUCCUUCUUCGUUUGCAGUUGGACAACCCAGCGAAGACCCCAAAGCAAAAAUUGACUUGACCGGCUACUUUGUGAAAAGGCCACCGGGGGUCUUGCACUGUACCACGAAAUUCACCGACUACGGGAAGGCUCCCGGAUCAGAUGACUACGCACAGCAGGAGGUGAUGACUUUGCUUUCAUCCACUCUGACCAGGAAAAAGGGAUGGUUCUUGUAGGAGCUUUCCGUAUGUUCUUGCGUUGGAAACUGCAACUUCUUCACCCUCCUCUGUCUUUUGAGAUGGGAGCGGACCAUUUCCAAGGGAAUCCAUAUGUAUCCUUGCAGUUGCACCCAGCGCUUUGAGUGCAGAAUUCCUUUUGCACUCCGGGACUUUCCCCUUCCUCUCCCCUCCCUGCAUGCCCUCAAAAUCUGCUCCGGAAGGUCCGCCAAACUUCUAGAACAGAUUUUGAGAGUGCCUGGGGGGCUACAGGGGAGAGAAUGUUAUGUUGUACUAGUGGAACAGUCGGGAUGAAUAUGACCCUGGGUGCUCAGCUGAGGUUUUUAAAAAUCCAGUCAAGAAAGCAAACAGCUCAGCAGAGAGUAUGCAACUCAAUUCAAGUCCCUACAAAUGACAUGUUACAUAAAUCAAGUCAAUCUUGCAUAUAGUCACUUUCGAAACUUGCCUUGAGAUUUUGCACAAAUUCUGGUUUGGGUUUUUUUGUUUUUUAAAGUCAAUAAGAGAUUCCAGUAAAGUCCCCAAAAUGAAAUGUGACUUGUAUGUUGUAAGCAGACAUAGCUGGAAACUAGAACAAAUAGUUACAGACUCUGCACAGUUACCCCUUCCUCCCCUUCACUUGGGGAGAAGUACCUGAAUAAGAUUGCAUACAUCUCCACAAUCACAUCUCCCAGAUUUAUUAAUUUUUUAAAAAAUAUAUUUAUGCUUCAAGUGAUCAUUCCUUAUUCUUCCUUCCUUUGAUUUUAUAGUGCUUGUUGUUUUGUUGUUAACUGCUCUGCAAAUACCUGAAUGGAAGGGCAGGAUAUACAUUUGCAAAAAUUUAUUUUGAAACCUUGGCAGACUGGCAAAUGGCUACUUGCAACCAGACAGUGAAGCUUUUGUAAAUUAGAUGACACUAGCUUUAUGUCCCACUUUAUCUUAGGCUGCAAUCCUGUGGUUUCUGGGAUGGUGUUCCUGUGUGUGUGAUAGCUUUUUGUGUUCAUGGAAGCCAAGCUAGUUUCUGUUUUUACGCUGUAGGCUAGUAACUUUUGCAGAGUUCUUUGCAAGGCUGUUUUCAGUCGACUACAGCAAAAGCCUCCAUGGAUUUUAACGAGCAAGUCUAGUAAUUUAAACACAACCAAUAACUGAUGAAGCAAGACAAGUCUUAAAAUAAGUCUUUGACUGCACUGGCAGCCCUAACAGAAAUCCUUUCUCCCCUCCACCCCACUCAGGCUGUUAAAUCAUCUUAUGGAAAAGCCUUCUUCCUGACCAUCUCUGCUCUCUUCAUCACACCGAGAACGGCUGGUGCCCGCGUGGAACUAAGCGACCAGCAGAUGCUUCUGUGGCCUGGUGACGUGGACGUGCUUCAGCCAGCCGUCAGCCUCCCGAAAGGCAGUCGGGCACACAUCACCUUGGGCUGUGCCAGCGGUGUAGAAGCUGUCCAAACCGGCAUUGACCUCCUCGAGUUUGUUAAGCUGGAAAAGGCAGGGAACAAAGGCGAGGAAAUUGGGGAAAUAGGGGGCGGGAGACUUUUGUCCUAUGGGAAUGGCCUGUGGAUGCUCCAGCUUUCUAAAAAGAUUGAGGUGAGGUGUGUCUUUUCUGGGUACUAUGGAAAGGGGAAACUGGUGCCAACUCAAGGGGGGAGUAAGCGGGGCUCCCCUUUUAACGCCUGCAUCAUCAUCUAAGGGCCCUUCUUGCUACCGCAGCCUUUAUCCGUUGGCAGCAAUGUGCAACCUUUUUAUAAACAACUCCCCAAGCCACACACAUCCAAGUAUCGUCCUCCAACUAAAGCCAACUCUUGUUAAACUCUAGCUUAGCUGGUCUCUUCAGAGAAAUUUAUUCUCGUUCAGGGAAAAACACCACUAGAGGCCGGUAAUGGAAAAUUAGCGCAUUUGUUAUAUGUGUGAAGUAAGAUUAAUGCAACUGGAUUGGUGGUGGUUUUUUGUUUUUUUUAAAGCAUUUGUUUUGUUUUAAAGGUAGAGAAACAUCCUUUAAGCAUGGCCACUGCUUGUAAAUCCACUAGACCUUGUGCUGUUAGGGCUCUGGCAGAAUGAAGUGGUAGAAUGGGUUAUAUCACGUCAGACUGCAAAUGUUUAUGUGUGAGAAGUUAAUUUUUUCCCCUCAACAGUCUCUGCAAGUAGAAAGCCAGCAGAGCAAGGAAAAGGUGAGGCAAGAACCAUGCUGGUUUGUUAUUUGCAGGGGACAUAUUUACAGAGGGGUAUAUUCAAAUUAAUAAUUAUUUAAUAAAAAUAUUUGUACCCCGCCCAUCGGACUGGGUUGCCCCAGCCACUCUGGGUAGCUGAUGUGAUUCACCUGUAGUAUGAAGUGGUACAAUCCAUUCUCACACACACACCCCCACGUUCUGCUGAGUAGGUAGGCCCAAUCUGCCUGGUUUGGGAUCUCACACUGCUCCCCCAGAAAUCUGUGAAAUGCAGAUUGAAAGGAAUAAAGGAAAAGUUCCGUGCAACGGCCUUGGAUUUGCUGGAUUCAGAUCUCAGCUUAGUUACAGUGGUUUAAUAGCAUCUCUCUUCAGUCACUUCAUUUCCGAAAGGGUUUCAAAAGCUAGAACUGGAUCAGCAGUUAAUCUGCUGCAAGGACCAACAGGGUUCUUGUGAAGUCAAGAUCGUCCGUAAAUCCUAACAUGAAGUGUAUUUAAUCAAGGACUUAUAUGUCAGUUUGUGUACAGCAAAUGACCCCCCACCCCCAAAUUUUAAGUUGGUCAAGACAGUGGUGGAACCUGUGCCUUUCUGCUAGCAUGUGAACACAGACAAGUGCUAUACAGAGAUUUAUAUGGCACAGUCUUGUGCAUAUUUACUCAGCCACCCCAUUGAGUUUAAUGUGAUUUAUUUCAGGGAAGUUUGACUGGCGCCUUCAUUAUAUACCUUUAGGAGCCAGGCAAAAACAUUCCUUUUUAAUCAGGCCUUUGGUUGACCUGAUGGACACCCCAUACCCUUUUAAAAUGUGGCUCUUUUUUGGGGGGGGGGUACUAUUGGGUUAUUGUGUUAUUUUGAUUUUAUAUAUUGUGAUCUUUUCAGCGAAACCUCCAGGUAUAGGGCGGUAUAUAAAUUCAAUAAAUAAAAAUAUAAAUAAUAAAAUUAUUCUCAGAUACAUAUGUAGAGUCUCAGCCAGCAUGACCAAUCCAACAACACAACGGCCACAGGUUCCCCAUCUCUCUCCUCUGGAUACAUCGGAUUCUGAAUAAAUAAAGGUACUGUUUAGUUUUUAUAUCUGCCUUGUAUGCAGACUAGUAUGCAGGUCUUCAGUUAAAACAGACGUAUGAGACAAGUGCAGCGUAUUUUUUUUACAACUCGGCUGGAUCAUGGUUAGACUCUUGACAGUGGCCUCUUUAAAUAUAGAAAUAAAAUUCCCAGCCACUCUUAUGCAAGAUAUUUUAUUUUUAUUUUGUGAAUAGAACUGCUGCUCACUUACUGAAUAUUUCAGUUUCCUAUUAAAUAUCCUCCUCUCGCCUUGCAACUUUGACAUGUCCUGUUGAGCACGUUGUUUACCUGACUGCAUUCCAGCAAUAGUUAUGUACGACAUUUGAGCACGCUGUUUUUUUAUCAAGUACAGUGGUACCUCAGUUUAAGAACAGUCCGGUUUAUGAACGAUUCGGUUUACAAACUCUGCAAAACCGGAAGUAGUGUCCCGGUUUGCGAACCUUUACCUCGGUCUAAGAACGGAAUCUGAACAGUGGAAGGGCACCGGAGGCGGGAGGCAUCAUUAGGGAAAGCGCACUUCGGUUGAAGAAUGGUUUCGGUUUAAGAACGGACUUUUGGAACGGAUUAAUUUUGUAAACUGAGGUACCACUGUACAUGCAGAAAUCUGUAGUGGGUGCUUUUACUUUCUGUUUGAAGUUGUACAAAGCACAGGAUCUAAAAUACCUCCCACUCCAGAGUUGGCUCAUUUAUGCUACUAGAAGACCAGGGUUUUUCCCCACCCCUCAGUGCUUAUUCUUGUAUAACCUCACUGAAUAAUGACUCUCACUUGGGGCAAAGAAGAGGAAAGAGCAGCUCUGAGCUAAAUCGUGGGAACAGCUUGGAAGUAAAAUACACCUACUGCUUUGUUCAUGUGAAUGCUCCUAAGAGUAAUAUGAGCAAGUGCCUGGCAUGGGAUUGAACUUGAAACAGAAGGUUUAAACUUGCUCUAAACCAGGCAUAGGCAAACUCAGCCUGCCAGAUUUUUUGGGACUACAACUCCCAUCAUCCCUAGCUAACAGGACCAGCAGUCAGGGAUGAUGGGAAUUCUAGUCCAAAAGCAGCUGGAGACCCAACAUUAGGAAACACUGAUUUAAAGCAAGAUGGGUCUUUUCGGUUUGUACAAUUGUAAGUCUAAUUCACUUGAAUGUUUAGUUACACAAGGUGGGGGGGAAUUGGUUAUGCUAACUGUCGCUCAGGAAACAUCCAUCACAUCAUCAUAACUUGUAUUUGUGCAUAAUACCUGUGCCAGAUUAAGAUUUCACAUACUGGUUAUCUAAUGGUCAAGUUUCUGUUAAUAUGUCUGUCUUGAAUACAGUCAAAUCCUUAUUUUUACUUAUGAGGAAAGUAGUACAUCUUUGUGGUUCUGACUGGUGUAACUUUUUAUUUAUUUAAAAAAAUACCUUUUAACUCUGAUCCAGGGCCAAAUAGGAGCUUAAGACUCAUAGCAACUGUAAAAUAUACUUAAAUAAAUCUGUUAUUAAUAUACAGAAAUGUUUGCUGAGUUUAUACUUAAAAGAAAGCUGCUUGCUCAAGCCAUCACUAGGUGAACUUUGAGGUUACACAGAUAGAAGCCGAGGGCAUCGUCACUGGGUACCCAAAUUGGCAAUUACUUGCUACCAGAGAUUUUCUCUUGGAAAUGAGCCACAAGAGGGGCCAAACUCCCCAAUAGACUUUCUCUUGCAGUUUGUGGGUCUCUCGGAGAGUGCUUUUCAUGUGAUAUUCAUGUGCCAGAAGGGUAUCUCGGGGGGGGGGGGGAGAGAGUAAGAAUUGGUGCUUGGUGAGAGAUUUGGGUUUUGUUCUAUUGUAAUUUUUUUUUGUAUGCCAACUUUCCCAAAGCACCUGAGUAUAUACUCCCCUUCUGCAAAUGACCUGAAGACCAGGUCAAGGCCUCUCCCGAAGAAUCAUUUUUUUGUCCUCUCCCACCCUCAGUGCCAGCAAAGGGAAAAUGAGCUACACACCAUAUAACUUAAAAUUUGGGCACCAAAGAUUUCUUGGGAUGGGCUCUACGGUUGCUACUCAUUCAAUCCAGCUUCAUACCACCACAUUCACACGAAACCUCAGCAGUGUCCAAUCUAUUCAAGGAAGCAAAAGUCACCAGUGAGAUCUGGAUUGUUUUAUUUUUUAUUUUGUACAUCAUAUACAGUUUAUAAUAAAGUUAAUAUCAAUUGCAUACGGUUUUUGCUUCAGUCUGGUUUGAAAUUUUCUGCAUAUAAACACAUGAAUCCUGCCUAACAAAACAGUCACCAGUUUUUGUUCUCCGCUAAUCAUCUUCAUUUUGGAAAGGUGAAAGAGUUCAAGUGGGACAGUGUGUUACUUAAUCCAAGUGUGAAGCCAUCCCCAGGAGAGAGGGGGAAGUGGGGUGUCGCUCUAAAAGAGAUCAUGCAACAAACGUUUUAACAGGGGAAGGCUAGAUCCUCACACGGAGGCAAAAUAGAGUAUGUUGAAUAUUUCUAGCUAAAUGGCCUCAGCUCCAAAUGGCUUCAGCACUGGUUUUACCUGUCCUUUUCUCAGGCGGAAGUUCCAAAAAGGAUGCAGUGCAUGCAAGGAAAUAUAAGGCAGUGCACAGAAAUAAAAAGUGUGUGUGUCUUUUGGGGUGGGGGAAAACAGAAUUAGAAACGUCGAGGCAAAAUGGCGAGCUUUCCUAGAAAACUUCGCCCUUGAGCGCAGUGGCUCACAAGCAAGGUGGAAGCUGCCCCAGGUCUCUCUACUUGGAAAAGGUCCCCUGGUUUUUCCUCGCUUCCCACUGAGGCUUAAGUGCACAUUACAAAACAAAGCCAGCGCAGCAGGGAGAAAAGCUCAAGCCCGCCUCCGAGCCAGUUCUGAAUGCAAUCCCCACCUGAAACCAGCUUGCUCUACUUUCAGGUCGCACACAGAUAAAGAUGGCGAGGCAGAGCCUACGGGGGCCAUCAGCAACAAAACAUUCUGGUAGCUCUUAAAUGCAAUGCGAAUAAACUCAAAAAUAAACUUAAGAAUGAGAUGCAUAAGUUUAAAAUGCCACGUUAGGUGUGGAGGAUUUUCAGCAGCAGAUCCUACAGUUCCUGCUUGCUCCUUUUAACAUAUAAUCAAAAACCUAUGAGGCCUCCUUAGUGGAAUGGAAGCAGACCUUCAGGUAGUCAGAAACACACGAU
Messenger RNA from Podarcis lilfordi (Lilford's wall lizard), 21710 nucleotides. NCBI's taxonomy places the organism in Eukaryota, Metazoa, Chordata, Lepidosauria, Squamata, Lacertidae. The record is from the annotation of a GenBank genome assembly.